AGCGGCGGCCAUUACACGGUCUGGUGCGAGGGAGAGAGCGGCAGAGCUGCUGCUGCGGAGAGCCCCGCUCCGGCCGCGGGACUCGCAGCGCUCCGGGCCGCUCCCGCACUUCCUGCGCGUUCUGCCGCGUCCUAGCCACCGCCGCUGCCGCUGUUGGGAGCGGGUCGCGGGCGCCUCCGGGGCGGUGCGGCAGGAGGCGGCGAGGAGGGGGCGAGCGAGCGGGCGUGCGGGAUGGAGGAGAAGGUCUUCACCAAGGAGCUCGACCAGUGGGUGGAGCAGCUCAACGAGUGCAAGCAGCUCUCCGAGGGGCAGGUGAAGAGCCUCUGCGAGAAGGCUAAAGAAAUUUUGACAAAGGAAUCUAAUGUACAAGAAGUGCGAUGUCCAGUCACAGUCUGUGGAGAUGUCCAUGGACAAUUUCACGACCUCAUGGAACUUUUCAGAAUUGGAGGCAAAUCACCAGACACAAAUUAUUUGUUUAUGGGGGACUAUGUUGACAGAGGCUAUUAUUCAGUUGAAACAGUCACAUUGCUUGUAGCUCUUAAGGUCCGUUAUCGUGAACGUAUCACAAUUCUUCGAGGGAACCAUGAAAGCAGGCAAAUCACACAAGUAUAUGGCUUCUAUGAUGAAUGUUUAAGGAAAUAUGGAAAUGCAAAUGUUUGGAAAUACUUCACAGACCUUUUUGAUUACCUUCCUCUAACUGCCUUGGUGGAUGGCCAGAUUUUCUGUCUACAUGGUGGUCUCUCUCCAUCAAUAGAUACACUGGAUCACAUCAGAGCACUUGAUCGCUUGCAGGAAGUUCCCCAUGAGGGUCCAAUGUGUGACUUGCUAUGGUCAGAUCCAGAUGAUCGUGGUGGCUGGGGAAUUUCUCCUCGAGGUGCAGGUUAUACAUUUGGACAGGAUAUUUCAGAAACCUUUAACCAUGCUAAUGGCCUUACGUUGGUUUCAAGAGCUCAUCAGUUGGUAAUGGAGGGGUACAACUGGUGCCAUGAUCGGAAUGUAGUAACAAUUUUCAGUGCUCCAAACUAUUGUUACCGUUGUGGCAAUCAGGCUGCAAUUAUGGAACUUGAUGAUACUCUAAAAUACUCCUUUUUGCAGUUUGAUCCAGCACCACGUAGAGGUGAACCGCAUGUUACUCGUCGCACCCCAGACUACUUCCUGUAAAGAGAUUUUAGACCUGUACAGUAUUGCCAUGAACCAUAUGUUGACCUAAAGAAAAUGGGAAGAGCAACAGUAACUCCAAAGUGUCAGAAAAUAUUUAACAUUCAAACUCGUUUUCACAUGGACCAAAAGACGUGCCAUAUUCAAAUACAAAGCCUCUUGUCGUCAACAACUGUGACCACUUUAGAAUGAACCAGUUCAUUGCAUGCUGAAGCAACAUUGUUGGUCAAGAAACCAGUUUCUGGCAUAGCGCUAUUUGUAGUUACUUUUGCUUUCUCUGAGAGACUGCAAAUAAUAAGAUGUAGACAUUAACACCUCGUGAAUACAUUUAACUUUCCAUUUAGCUAUAGCUUUAUUCAGCAUGACUGUAGAUAAGGAUAGCAGCAAACAAUCAUUGAAGCUUAAAGAACAUUUUUAAAAUAAGUACCAAGGCCUCAUAUUUGUUCUGAAACUGUUUGUUUUAUUUUCAGGGAAUACUGUUUAAUUUAAUUGUAUUGAUUUUUUUUUUUUUGGUCUGCACUCAGUUCCCUUUCCCACUCUCUGCCCUACCAUAUUGUCCUUUGUAAUUGUCGAGCAUAGUGAAUUACUUUGAACAGAACUGUUUUUUUCUGUAAAACAAUGUUACUGCAGGAGAGAGCUGCAGUGUUUUUCAUAAUAAACUUGUGAACUAAGUAUGGAAAAA
Molecule: messenger RNA, 1840 nt
Organism: Rhea pennata
Lineage: Eukaryota; Metazoa; Chordata; Aves; Rheiformes; Rheidae
Gene: PPP2CA
Product: protein phosphatase 2 catalytic subunit alpha
Exons: 7
Coding region: 232-1161 (309 amino acids)
Biological process (GO): mitotic cell cycle
Cellular component (GO): cytosol
Molecular function (GO): protein serine/threonine phosphatase activity
Source: RefSeq, a predicted model, not a curated record